This is a messenger RNA of Fonticula alba, 1777 nucleotides long. RefSeq lists its product as hypothetical. Gene Ontology annotation, molecular function: metalloexopeptidase activity. The record is from RefSeq and is a predicted model, not a curated record. Gene Ontology annotation, biological process: proteolysis. Bases 135 to 1658 code for a protein of 507 amino acids. The transcript is spliced from 3 exons. Lineage: Eukaryota; Rotosphaerida; Fonticulaceae.
UGCCAGCUUGUUCUCUCCUCCUCCUCCGGCAGUCAAAAGGACCCAGCCUGCCGGCCCGAACCCCGGAGGCGCCGGGCAGAACACCUCGUUUUCCAGCUGGUCUACGAGUUUUCCCCCUCCCCCCCCCCCGCACCAUGUCCUUCUCCCUCCUGGGGCUGGCCCUUUGCGCCCUGCUGGCCUUCGCCGCCGGCGGCGCGUCGGCUGCCGCGCCGAUCGUCCACGACGGCCCGAUCCCGGCCACUUACCAGACGGCCGCCACCGCGCCGAUCAACUCCCCCCUGGCUGACGCUGUCACUGCCGAGGGCAUCAUGAAGCACCUGCAGACCUUCCAGCGCAUCGCCAUGCGCCCGCAGAACAAGGGCUCGCGCUCCAUCUACAACGGCUACGAUGACUCCCUGGACUAUGUGGCCGAGCAGCUGCGCUCGGUUUCCGGUGGCGGCUACUCGGUGGUCUACCAGCCGAUGGUGGCCCAUGUGAGCGAGUACCCCGAGCCGCCGACCCUGUCGGUGACCUACCCCCACCAGUUUGACCUGGCCCUGAAUGACGACUUCGUCGGCUUCAACUUCGGUGGCUCCGGCAACCUGGAGGACGUCCCGGUGGCCCUGGUCCUGGGUGGCUGCAAUGCCUCGGACUUCGAGGACUUCGUCCCCGGCAGCGUGGCCCUCAUCAACCGCCAUGUGCAUGUGGCGGCCGGGGACCAGAUCCCCACCUGCCCGUACCGCGAUCGCGUGGGCCAUGCCACCGCCGCCGGUGCCACCGCCGUGCUGAUGUACAACCCGCUGGAUCUGCUGCCCACCCUGGGCGGCGCCCCGGCCGGCACCACCAUCCCUUCGCUCGGCCUGAACUCCGCCUCUGGCGCCUACCUUGUGGAGCUCCUCGCCGCUGGGGUCACCCCGCGCAUCAACCUCUCGGCCCACUGCCGUGCCAUUGAUGUCGGCACCAACAACGCCAUCGCCGAGCUGGACCCGUCCCGCACCGGUGCCAUGACCAACCGCACCAUCAUCGUCGGCGCCCAUGCCGAUGGUGUUCCCAAUGGCCCGGGCAUCAACGACAAUGCCUCCGGCACGGCCGUCGUCCUGGAGAUCGCCCGCCAGUUUGCCCGCCUGCACCGCCGCACCGUCAACCACGUCAAGUUCGCCUUCUGGUCCGCCGAGGAGUGGGGCCUGCUGGGCUCCAAGCACUAUGUUGACAGCCUGACCACCGACGAGCGCGCCGACAUCGCCCUCAACCUGAACUUCGAUAUGCUCGGCUCGGCCAACUUCAUCCGUGGUGUGUACGAUGGUCGCAAUGGUCCGGAUGCCGUCCGCACUGGCUCCGGCAAGAUCCAGGGUCUCUUCGAGCAGUGGUUCGAGUCUCAGGGCCUGGCCUCCGAGCCGACCCCCUUCAACGGUCGCUCUGACUACGGUCCCUUCAUUGAUAUCGGCAUCCCUGCUGGUGGUCUCGCCGCCGGUGCCGAGGAGAUCAAGACUGUCGACCAGGCCCGCAAGUUCGGUGGCGUUGCCUUCGCUUCCCUCGACACCUGCUACCAUCGUGCCUGCGAUGACAUCGACAACAUCUCUCGCCAGGCCAUUGGCGAUCUCGGCCGUGCUGCCGCCUACGUCAUCGAGACCCUGGCCAACAUGCCGGAUCUUGAUCUGUGGCUCAACUCCGAGAACUAAACCGGCGCUCUGCCGCCGGUCUCCGCCCUCGGAUGCGCGCUUGCGCUCCAAACACGCCCACAUCCACACGCGCAUAUGCAAGGCGUGCGCCGGCAGCAUCCCCCCCCCCCCCCCCCCCC